GACGUACCAGAACCGACAUACACUGAAUGCAACUAGCAGGAAUCAUGAUGGAAUGCUGUGACAAUGACGAGGUGUCACUUAGAUUGCACCAGGCAUUGACAGGAGCCGGCUUCGCUAACCACCCAGAUGAGAUGGAAAUCGAAUAUGAUCCUCUAUUGCAUACACUAGAAGAACUCGCUCUCGCAUCUCCCAAAGAAAUGCAAGCAUGUGAAGACACAAUCAUGGCAGACAUGGACCAAUGGGUCCCAAUCGACGAAGCACAGGUAGGCGACGAAGAAAAGGAUCCCAAAGACGCUGAUGAUAUACCAGCGGAGCAAUACGAGCAGCUCCGAACCAAAUACCUAGAUCUCGACUGCCAACCCACCGACGACGCCCCCUGUGCAUGCAUCGAGCGCAUCAAAUUAUACGAACGGGAAGACCCAGCGGGCCCCAGCGAAUCCUUUGCACCAGUACUCCACAAGCCCACAUUCAGCACCCUUCAAUCCAACCCGGAAUUCGUACUCGCAACAUGGGCAAAACUACUAAAAGAACCCUCUCCAUCUCCCUCGCCCCUUCGCCCAGCCCCCAUCAACCCCACUCCCGCAAAAAGAUGCCCCAUCAACCCCUUCCCCCCUUCCGUCUACAAAACCUCUCUCCUCCACUGCCCCUCCCCCAACCCCACAGCCUCAACCCCCACCCUCCCCUUCUACACGCAAGAAUACAUCCGCUCCCUGCGCCUCCUCAAGCUCCGCCGCCGCUGGUCCCACCUCCCCCUCUCAGACUUCACCACCGAACUACGCACACUCGUGCUCUCCCUCUCCAACGCCUCCAACAACCUCACCCCGUGGCCCCCGCUCGCCGCAUGGCUCGCACAAUACUACACAAAGAUGCAGGGAGUGCCGAGGAAUCGGCGGUUCAAGGUUAAGAUGGGGUUGUUGAAGGGACUGGAAGAGGGGGCCAGGAUCAAGGUUCGGGAGAGUAAAGCGGCGGUGAAGGAGUUGGUGGGGGCAAGGGGGGAGAAGUUGAUAGUAGGGGUUUGGGGGAUGGUGAGGAAGGGCGUGGAUGAUGAGUGUGAGGUUAGAGGGAGUUUGGGGUUGGGUAGCUUGCCGGAGUUUACGGAUAGGGUUGUUGGGGGGAUGUCGGGGGGUUGGUCGUGGGUUGAUUGA
Messenger RNA from Bipolaris sorokiniana ND90Pr, 1145 nucleotides. RefSeq lists its product as uncharacterized. The record is from RefSeq and is a predicted model, not a curated record. Lineage: Eukaryota; Fungi; Ascomycota; Dothideomycetes; Pleosporales; Pleosporaceae. The coding region runs from base 27 to 1145 and encodes 372 amino acids. The transcript has a single exon.